This is a messenger RNA of Solenopsis invicta (red fire ant), 1530 nucleotides long. RefSeq lists its product as uncharacterized. The transcript has a single exon. Bases 1 to 1530 code for a protein of 509 amino acids. The record is from RefSeq and is a predicted model, not a curated record. NCBI's taxonomy places the organism in Eukaryota, Metazoa, Arthropoda, Insecta, Hymenoptera, Formicidae.
AUGUACCGGCAGAUUUGGGUGCAUCCGGAGGACCGUGACCUUCAACGGAUUUACAGGAGGAUAGGCAACCGAGUCCAGGAGUUCCACCUUAACACGGUUACUUACGGCCUGGCCAGUGCACCCUACUUGGUUGUUCGAACGUUGCGUCAGCUUGUCGAGGACGAGGGUGAACGCUUUCCUCGAGCCGCUGAGGCCCUGCGGCGGGACACGUAUGUGGACGAUGUGCUGUCCGGGGCUUCCUCUCAGCUCGAGACCUGCGAGCUGCGCGAGCAGCUGACUCAGUUGUGCUUGGCGGGCGGCUUCCGCUUGCGCAAGUGGCUCGCCAAUCAUGAAGACCUGCUGCGCGACAUCCCCGCUGAGCACCGGUCGUCGCUGCCGUCGACGGUCGCGUUGACGUCGGAGGAGCACGACGUCCUGGGGAUACGUUGGCUUCCCGCUGAGGACAACUUUGCUCCAACUGUCAAGAGCAUGACAGAGGAGCUGGUCACCAAGCGCACGGUGAUGAGGCAAACCGCGCGUCUCUUCGACCAGCUGGGCUGGCUCGCCCCGGUCGUAAUAAAUGCUAAACUUCUCAUUCAGGCGGCGUGGCUACGGCGACUUGACUGGGAUGCCCCCCUUGCUGCAGACGACGUGGAGUGUUGGCGACGGUUGCGGACGGAGCUGCCCGUCCUGGAGGAGAUCCGCAUUCCGCGCUGGUCACGUGCGGAUUCUCCGGGUGCGAUUAUUGAGAUGCACGGUUUCGCCGAUGCGUCGGAACGCGCCUACGGAGCAGUUUUAUAUCUCCGCACAAUCGCGGACGGCAGGGCGUGUCUGACGCUGCUGAUCGCCAAGACGCGAGUCGCGCCGCUCAGACAGGUCUCCCUUCCGCGACUGGAGCUUUGCGCAGCUGCUCUGUUGGCACGGCUCGCGACUCACACCGCUUUCGUCCUAACCCUAGAUGGAGCGGCGGUUCACCUUUGGACGAACUCCACAGUCGUUUUGGGAUGGUUUCAAGGACAUCCCACGCGAUGGACGACCUUCGUGGCAAACAGGGUCGCCGAGGUUCAGGGUGCAGUGCCGGACGCGCACUGGCAUCACGUACCGGGGCGGAUCAAUCCGGCCGAUUGCGCAUCACGAGAAAUGUCACCCCUGGAGUUGCGAGCGCACGAGCUGUGGUGGCGGGGACCUCAGUACCUGUGGGCGAGCUCUGCUGCUUGGCCCGCCGAGACAGCGGUGGCCUUGAGUCGUGGACUGCCUGAGCAGCGAGCUGCUCGGGUCCACACCGCUUGCGAGGAGGAAGAACCAGAGGAGCUGAAUCGCUUCUCCUCGUUGCGUUGUUUGCUUUGGGUGACCGCCUGUAUGCGCUGCUGGCUGACGUUGGCAGCUUCGCGUGCCGACUUGACGCGGGGAGCAGUGCUCUCGGCUACUGAGCUGGCUGACGCUCGGGCCAUGUGGAUCCGAUGCGCGCAGAGGAUUGCCUUCCGAGACGAGAUUAAGGCUCUGUCGAGGGGGCGUAUCGAGCGCUCUCGGGGUGUCCACUCCGGUUGCUGA